This is a messenger RNA of Gopherus flavomarginatus (Mexican gopher tortoise), 4657 nucleotides long. RefSeq names its product zinc finger protein 383-like. Gene Ontology annotation, biological process: regulation of transcription by RNA polymerase II. The transcript has 4 exons. Gene Ontology annotation, molecular function: DNA-binding transcription factor activity, RNA polymerase II-specific; RNA polymerase II cis-regulatory region sequence-specific DNA binding. The record is from RefSeq and is a predicted model, not a curated record. Bases 1433 to 2779 code for a protein of 448 amino acids. NCBI's taxonomy places the organism in Eukaryota, Metazoa, Chordata, Testudines, Testudinidae.
CUGUGGGCUCUGGGCUCCGGGUACUGGGGGUGUCUGGGGGCUGCUACUAACCAUGAUCCUGCUCCCUGAUCAGCUUGUGCCAGAAUCCUGGCUCCCAGCGCUGCCAGGCAGCCGCCAGCCAGGCCACUCGCCCUGGUAACUUUCUAUCCACUUAUCAAACACUGUCAGGUGAAAUCACAGAUUUUUCUUUUCUCCCCUCUUGAAAACUGCAGGAACUUCCAGUCCUGUAGGGAAUAUUCAUGCCCCACCCCCUGAAGUCCUUGCCCUAGAUCUGGGGGGUGAGGGAGGUGGGAAGGGGGUCAGCACUGCCACACGAUGGUCUCUUCCACAGCAUUCUGGACUCAUUCUUUCUGAAAUCUGGUUUCAUUGAGAACAUGGUUAAUCAGAGAUGCUGCAUGGAAAGACAAGGAGUGACUCCAGAUGCACAGUGGGGCAAAUGAGAUCAGUAAUUCUCCCUGUGAUGAGGGUUUCUCAUUAGCUGCUCUCCUCAGCUAAAGGAGGGAAGCUGCUCAAAUGCUCUGUCCCUCUCUGCUCAGGAUAUUGGGGUUCAGCUUCCUGGGUCAGACGCUGCAGCCUCCAUUGUGAUCUGGGAGACCAGGCUUAGCAGCUGCUGCUCCCCCAGCGGGGUUCUGUGCUGGGAUGUGACCUUAAUUAAAGCUUCUCUGCCCAGCCCAGGUGAUGACUUUCUGCAGCUGGUCCUAGCCCCCUAGGGCAGCCCGGGGCCCUGUUAAUACAAAUUCUGAGCUACGGACUCCAGGUUAUUGAAAGACCUCAGGGGGAGUGCUGGGGACUGGCAAGAAAGUGACUCUGCACAAACAGCCCCUCGUCAUUUCUCCUCCCAUUAGCAAUUGUCAGGAGAAAAUCCAGCCAUGGGAGAGCAAAGCCCCCAGGAAUGGGAUUUUCCCAGCCAGAGGGGCCAGGGAGAGAGGACAGGGGAAGGAGAGACUGAAAGGGGCAGUGGGAGAAAUGAGUUGGGGGAGAGAUUUCCAGCUCUGUAGUCCACCAAGCGCAUGUAUUGUAGCAUCGCUGGGGAGAAUCACUUUCCAAUGAACAGAAAAAGGCUCAGACAGAGGAAAAGCCAGUUCCUGACUCCAUAUUACCCCUGUUGAGGUGUGACUGCCUGUGGGGUCAGUGUCCAAGGGAAUCCCCCAGAGUGACUCCUUUGGUUCUGCUCUUUUCUAGCCUUGUGUUCAGAGACUUUGUUAUGGGGUGAGGGGAGGGAGAAGGGAGGUUAAAAAUGUCUCUGUGGGCUUAGCCUGAUAGGAGGGGCCAGGUCUACACUGUAAUAAAGAGAUCAAGUAUGUUCCCAACACGACAGAGUCUAGGAUGUCUGUCUGGAGGGAGAGGGCCUGGGGGAAUCGUGAUGUGAAAUUACCUAAAGCCUGUUCUGUAACCUCCUCAACUGCCCUUCUCACCCUGCCAGGGCUGCAGAAUGGCUUCCAUGUUUUUCUCCAGCUCAUCCCAUCCUCCCAUGGGACAGAGGAGAGAAAUGACUGCAGUGGAGCCAGCUCAGGGGCCAGUAACGUUCGAGGAGGUGGCUGUGUAUUUCAUCAGGGAAGAGUGGGCUCUGCUGGCCCCCACUCAGAGAGCCCUCUACUGGGAUGUCAUGCAGGAGAACUAUGAGAAUGUGACCUCACUGGGGUUUCCAGUUUCCAAACCUCACAUAAUCUCCCAGCUCGAACAAGGGGAAGAGCCAUGGGUUCCAGACCUCCAGGGUUCAGAGGAAAGAGAGAUCCUGAGAGUUCCUUGCACAGCAGGUGAUGCAAUGGUAUGUGAGAAAGAGGAGCAGAAUUCUCAGCAGGAAAAUGUUGAGCAAGUGGCUAAACACAGAGAAUUAUCGCAGAGAUCGAAAAUGAAUGUAUCCAGGAGUCAUGAGCAGGGAAAAUGCUGUGAGAUUCAGCACAGACCAGAAAGAGAGCAAGGAAACCAUCCAGGGGACAAAAUGGAUAAAUUUAUUUCCUGUCGGGGAACUCAGAAGAGCAUCAAGGAAACCACAACACAGAAGGAAAUUCUCAUGGGAAAGAGGAAAAAUACAUGCACUAAGUGUGGGAAAAGCUUCACUAGCAGCUCAGACCUUUCUGUUCAUCAGAGAAUCCACACAGGGGAGAGGCCCUAUGAAUGCCCUGAGUGUGGGAAAAGCUUCACUAGCAGCUCAGGCCUUUCUAAACAUCAGAAAAUCCACACAGGGGAGAGGCCCUUUGAUUGCAGUGAGUGUGGGAAAAGUUUCACUUACAGAUCGGUCCUUUCUCAACAUCAGAGAAUCCACACAGGGGAGAGGCCCUAUGAAUGUCAUGUGUGUGGGAAAAGCUUCACUAGCAGCUCAGGCCUUUCCCAGCAUCAGACAAUCCAUGCAGGGGAGAGGCCCUUUGAUUGCAGUGAUUGUGGGAAAGCCUUUACUUACAAAUCAGUCCUUUCUGUUCAUCAGAGAAUCCACACAGGGACGAGGCCCUAUGAAUGCCAUGAGUGUGGGAAAAGCUUUAUUACCAGCUCAGCCCUUUCUGUUCAUCAGAGAAUCCACACAGGGGAGAGGCCCUUUGAAUGCAGUGAGUGUGGGAAAAGCUUCAAUCGCAGCUCCGCCCUUUCUAAACAUCAGAGAAUCCACUCAAGGGAGAGUGCUACAAAUGUCGUGAGUGUGGGAAAAGCUUCACUCACAGCUCAAACUUCCUUACCCAUCUCAGAAUCCACACAGAGGAGAGGCCCUAUAAACGCAGUGAUUGUGGGAACAACUUCAUUCACCGCCAGCAGCUUAUUAGCCAUCAGAGAAUCCACACAGGUAUGAGACCCAGUGGAAGCAGUGAGUGUGGGAAAACCUUGUCUUGCCACUGAGCCCAUGUGAGCCCUCAGAGAAUCUGCAAGGGGGAUCAACACCAUAAAACCCUCUAGGGCUAUCACUACUUUAAUACUUUCCUGAUUCCCACAUAGUAAUAUUGCAGGGGGGGCAACAGUUGGGGUUCGUUUGCCCCGUGUGCAUAUCCCCAAUGACCACACCGGAGUGGAGAAGCAAGUCUCUUUAUUUGAGUUCAAAUAAGGUGCUGGGAGAUAUACAAUCUCAAAUCCUGCACAAAUUACUAUCCUCUUCCCUACGCUAUAUACCCCACUUGUUUACAGAGAUAUUCAGAGGUGCUACAAUCGGUCAUUUACAAUUCAUUAACUACCAGAUUCUUUAAUUAGCUCCAUUCUCUUCCCACAAUACAGAACCCCCUUUGAUUAAUCACAUCUUAUACCGUAAACAAAGGAACAAAAGAAAAAUAAUAAAUGAUUACAUGUACUCAUGCUAACUUUAAAGGAACAAAUUGUUUAGCUCGAAAGGCAAUCGUAUGCCUGAGAAUGUAAACUUUUGACCCCAUGCCAUAUUGCCAGUUACCUCGAGCCUUGCACCCCCCAACAGUAACUUUUAAAAGCUGUUUGAAGCACCGAUAUCCCUCAGCUUGUCCAGAUGAGUGAGUGGCCCAUUUUUGCAUUUUGCAGUUUGACCUAUUUGAGGUGGACUCAUUUGUCCUUGCUAUCAACUCCAUUCUCCCAUGAGUAAUUCUAGUGUACCCUUCCUAUCAGGAAUCAGGGAGCAUCACAUUUAUACCAUUCCCCUAUUGCAAAGUUAUUGUUAGAGUCACCAAUGAUACAGAUUGUAUCAUUGCCAGUUGUUCUCAUGUUGUGCUGAAGAGCAGUUAUAAUGGGAACUUUUCAUAUUACAUUUAAAUGAAGAGGAGCAGGGGCAGGAAAAAAGUGUCAUUUCAGCCUCUGUGAUACUGGAAGGAGAUGUAAAAAGCGACAAAGAGUCCUGUGGCACCUUAUAGACUAAAAUACGUAUUGGAACAUAAGCAAUAUACCAAAACCUGUAGAAGAACACUUCAAUCUCCCUGGACACACAAUAGCAGACUUAAAAGUAGCCCUCCUGCAGCAAAAAUACUUCAGGGCCAGACUUCAAUGAGAAACUGCUGAGCUUCAGUUCAUUUGUAAAUUUGACACCAUCAGCUCAGGAUUAAAUAAAGACUGUGAAUGGCUAGCCAACUAAAAAACAGUUUCUCCUCCCUUGGUGUUCACACCUCAACUGCUAGAAGAGAGCCCCAUCCUCCCUGAUUUAACUAACCUUGUUCUCUAGCCUGAUUCUUGCUUGCAUAUUUAUACCCGCCUCUGGAAAUUUCCACUAUAUGCAUCUGACGAAGUGGGGAUUCACCCACGAAAGCUUAUGUGCCAAUAUGUCUGUUAGUCUACAAGGUGCCACAGGACUCUUUGUCACGUUUUACAGAUCCAGACUAACACAGCUACCCCUCUGAUACUUGGAAGGCGAUGGGGUGACUCAGAGAUUCCCUCCUUCCCCAUCAUGGCAGAACUGUUACCUUUUGUCUGAGCCAGGCAGAGUUUAUCGUCAUUACAUUCUACCCCUCCACUUCUCAAAGUGUCAUGUGAUGAAGUGUUCUCAGUUGUCUGUGCUUUGACUUAUUUAAUCCUAUACCGGAGUUGCUAUGACUGGAGAUGAAAAUAUCAACGACCAAGAAGGGGAAUUCAAAUAGAUCCUAAAUGCAGUGUGAUCAUUUCAAGUUUAAAUCCCAGGAUCCUUCGAUUGGUCAAGCCAAUUCUGGCAAGGUGGCUGCUUUUUCCCCCAUUAUAGGAAUACUAGGAUACUAAACAUGUUGUAAAUAACAUAACUGACUAUUGA